GGGGCGGGGCCCACUUGGCUUCUUUCGGCGUUGGCCCGGGGGCUCGGCGAGGGCGCGCGGACCCCGCACUGGAGCCGGAGCCGGUAUGGGCCCGCCCGGCCCUGGGCUCCGAGCCGCACGAGCACCAGCCUAGAGCCAGGACUGAAGCUUCAAGAUGGCUGACCAAGACCUUGGGGGUAUCAGCCCCCUCCAGCAAAUGGUGGCCUCAGGCGCUGGGGCUGUGGUCACCUCCCUCUUCAUGACACCCCUGGACGUGGUGAAGGUUCGUCUGCAGUCUCAGCGGCCCUCCAUGGCCAGCGAGUUGACGCCUUCCUCCAGACUGUGGAGCCUCUCCUAUACCAAAUUGCCCUCCUCUCUCCAAUCCACAGGGAAGUGCCUCCUGUACUGCAAUGGUGUCCUGGAGCCCCUGUACCUGUGCCCAAAUGGUGCCCGCUGUGCCACCUGGUUUCAAGACCCUACCCGUUUCACUGGCACCAUGGACGCCUUCGUGAAGAUCGUGAGGCAUGAGGGCACCAGGACCCUCUGGAGCGGCCUCCCCGCCACCCUGGUGAUGACUGUGCCAGCUACCGCCAUCUACUUCACUGCCUACGACCAACUCAAGGCCUUCCUAUGUGGUCGAGCCCUGACCUCUGACCUCUACGCACCCAUGGUGGCUGGCGCUCUGGCCCGCUUGGGCACCGUGACUGUGGUCAGCCCCCUGGAGCUUAUGCGGACAAAGCUGCAGGCUCGGCAUGUGUCGUACCGGGAGUUGGGUGCCUGUGUUCGAGCUGCAGUGGCUCAGGGUGGCUGGCGCUCACUGUGGCUGGGCUGGGGCCCCACUGCCCUUCGAGAUGUGCCCUUCUCAGCCCUGUACUGGUUCAACUAUGAGCUGGUGAAGAGCUGGCUGAAUGGACUCAGGCCGAAGGACCAGACUUCUGUGGGCAUGAGCUUUGUGGCUGGUGGCAUCUCAGGGACGGUGGCUGCAGUGCUGACUCUACCCUUUGAUGUGGUGAAGACCCAACGCCAGGUCGCGCUGGGAGCAAUGGAGGCUGUGAGAGUGAACCCCCUGCAUGUGGGCUCCACCUGGCUGCUGCUGCGGAGGAUCCGCGCCGAGUCUGGCACCAAGGGACUCUUUGCAGGCUUCCUUCCUCGGAUCAUCAAGGCUGCCCCCUCCUGCGCCAUCAUGAUCAGCACCUAUGAGUUCGGCAAAAGCUUCUUCCAGAGGCUGAACCAGGACCGGCUUCUGGGCAGCUGAAAGGGGCAUGGAGGCAAGGACCCCAUCUCUCCCAUGGAUGGGGAGAGGGCAGGAGGAUACCCAGCCAAGUGCCUUUUUCUCAGCACUGAGGGAGGGGGCUUGUUUCCCUUCCCUGCUAGCGACAAGCUCCAGGGCAGGGCUGUCCCUCUGGGCGGCCCAGCCCUUCCUCAGACGCAGCUUCUUCCUGCUGCUCCAAUCGUGGGGAUCAUCACUUUCCCACCCCCCAAGUUCAAGACCAAAUCUUCCAGUUGCUCCCUUUGUGUUUCCCUGUGUUUGCUGUAGCUGGGCCUGUCUCCGGAAACCGAGAAACCCUCAGCCUGGCAUAGUCUCCCUGACCCCUGUUAAUUCCUUCAGUGUAAAGAUGAUGAACUUCU
Molecule: messenger RNA, 1608 nt
Organism: Mandrillus leucophaeus (drill)
Lineage: Eukaryota; Metazoa; Chordata; Mammalia; Primates; Cercopithecidae
Gene: SLC25A39
Product: solute carrier family 25, member 39
Exons: 12
Coding region: 155-1234 (359 amino acids)
Biological process (GO): mitochondrial transmembrane transport
Source: RefSeq, a predicted model, not a curated record